AUGGCCCGCGGCACAGCCAUCAAGGAAGAGGAUGCCACCGGGUCCGCGGGAGAGCCCAAGGCCAGCAAACGGCGAGACACGCUCUCGCAGGCUGACCCGCGACCACAGUGCGACGGCGGCACCCCCGUGUGCGCAACCUGCACCGCCGUCUACAAAACACCAUGCCACUACGACGUCGAAAGCGAGAGCCGCCGCACAAAGGCAGGCACCAAGCGCGAUGCCUCCGUCGUCGCCUCGUCGUCCACGCCCACGCCCACCAACGACAACGCCGAAUUCCUGCUCCAUUCCAUCCGCACCCUGCCCGAAGCCGACGUUAACGAGCUGAUCCAGCACAUCCGCAAGGACGCCCGCCUCGAUGUCGCCUCGCUCGCCGACACCUGGCGCAAGACCGCCGUCCUCCCGUCGAGCACCCCCGUCGGCGAGCCACAGUCGUUUGUGAGCGAGUUGUCCAUGUUGCUGGGAAAGCCUGCCAUGACCCGGUCGGGCGAAAGCAGGUACUUUGGCCACACCAGCAACAUGUCACUCGUCCCAGAAGAUGAAGACGAUUCGUGCGCCAUGCCUCGUGCCUCGAGCCUCGCGCGCAAGUCGCCAACCUGGACUACCAUUACCGACGAUAUCGGCUUGGUCGAGCGCCUGCUGGACCUUUAUUUCCGCUGGUCGCACUCCUUCUACGUCGUCUUCUCGCGCGAAUGCUUCUACAAGGACUUCCGGAGCGGGCGGGAGAAAUACUGCAGCUCGCUGCUCGUGAACGCCAUGUUGGCGUAUGGAUGCCAUUUCACGGAUGAUCCAGCAGGAAGAAUCGAUCCCGACAACUUCCGCACCGCCGGCGACCAUUUCUUCGAGGAGGCUAGAAGGUUACUCUAUGAGAAUGAAGCCUCCUCGCUCACCACUGUACAGGCGCUCUGCGUCAUGGCCAUGCGUGAGCCGUCGGCCGGACGGGACUCGUCAGGUUUUGCCUACAUGGGGAGAUGCAUGCGCAUGGCCAUUGAAAUGGGGCUGCAUCUGAAGAAUUCGGCAGCGCCUGCCAUGGGACUCACACCUUCCGAGAUUGAAGUGCGCAAAGUCACCUUCUGGGGCAUCUUCACCGUGGACACUGUUUGGUCGAUUUGCAUAGGUCGGAUAUCUCAACUCCCUCGAGUCGCCAUCACUCUCGACAAGCCCAUAUUGGACGAGCCACCAGGCGGUCUUCAUGCCGAAGCCUAUCCAGGCUCAUUGCAGGUGCCACCUGGCACUGUCACCAGCCGCAUGUUUCUCCAGGAGUUCAGUUCUCUCUCAGAGCUGAUCAAUGAUAACAACUACAUGUUCUACGCUCCUAGUGCUCGUUUGACAGAUAUCAAAUUGAUAAAUUGUCAUAACAAAUACUUGGAAUGGUUCAGAAAUCUGCCGGCACCGCUGAGACUCGAUGAUGCACAACCGCAACCUCAUAUACUUGUACUUCAUAUGCUGUACCACACAGCCAUUGGCCAAUUGUUUCGUCCUAUGCUCAAGAUCGAUCUCAUCAACUUCAGGUUAAAACCCCGCGAUGCGUGUAUAGAAGCCACGAACAGUGUGUCUGAACUCCUCCGCCGGUACCGUUCACACUAUCCCAUGCGUACCUCUCAAUUGGUACUCACGCACAUCCUGUUAUCGAAUUGUAUCGUACAUCUCACCUUCUCGAAAGACGCCCAGUUUGCUUCGAGCUCGUACCGCUAUCUCGUUGAAGGCCUUCAAGCGUUGGAGGACAUGAGCGUUUGUCAUUGGUUUGGAGGCCGAGCCUGGAAGAUCAUCUAUGAAACCUCCAAGGCUUGGGAUCUAGGUUUCCCGGAAGAGUUGAGGAACAGCAAGCUGAUUCCGAAGGCUGGCACUGUGGCGGGAACGUCGGAAUCCUCUAUAGUGGUUCCGCGAGUGAACACUGAGGCGGCCAAAACGAGCCCCAGCGCAAGAUACAACUCUAUACCUUCGUCGGCUCAGCCCACGAGGAGGGAAAGCCUGAGCAUCCUCAUCUCAAGGAGAUGGUGUGCUCCGCAGCCAGACUCCACAUCGAGGGUCUCUCCCGCAUAUCGUGCCUUCGUACUCUCCGAUUUCUCCUACCCCCCAAAACGACCCCUCAUCGAACUCACAACAGCCCCCUCCACCACCGCCGGCUCAGCUGAGACCCUCUUCUGGAACCCUCUUCCCCACUUCGGCAUGGGCGUACCCAUCCUCCCUCGCAAUGACUACCCUGUCGGUCCUAUGGCUCUCGACAAUAUGCUCGGCAACUCCAAUGAGUGGGACCGGUUCUCGCGUGACGGUUUCAAGAUGAGUGAGACGUGGAAUCACGACCAGGCGAAUGCGUUUGGAGGGAGUGGCGAAGAGGGGUAUCCGCAGGUCAGUGGGGACAGUGACGGGUUUACGAAUGCGGAGGUGGCGCAGUUUAAUGGCGCGAGGCGUAUGCCGGGGCAUGUGAGUGAGGUGCACCAAGGGGGUGGGCAGGCUUUUGAUGCUAGUUGGUGGGGCGAGCAGGGGAGUAUGGAUCGAUGA
Didymosphaeria variabile is the source of this 2499-nucleotide messenger RNA. RefSeq lists its product as uncharacterized. Gene Ontology annotation, biological process: DNA-templated transcription. Gene Ontology annotation, molecular function: DNA binding; zinc ion binding. Lineage: Eukaryota; Fungi; Ascomycota; Dothideomycetes; Pleosporales; Didymosphaeriaceae. The transcript has 4 exons. Bases 1 to 2499 code for a protein of 832 amino acids. The record is from RefSeq and is a predicted model, not a curated record.